Messenger RNA from Juglans regia (Persian walnut), 1386 nucleotides. Its product is annotated as mRNA cap guanine-N7 methyltransferase 2. The record is from RefSeq and is a predicted model, not a curated record. Lineage: Eukaryota; Viridiplantae; Streptophyta; Magnoliopsida; Fagales; Juglandaceae. Gene Ontology annotation, biological process: 7-methylguanosine mRNA capping. The transcript has 10 exons. Gene Ontology annotation, cellular component: nucleus. Bases 50 to 1123 code for a protein of 357 amino acids. Gene Ontology annotation, molecular function: mRNA 5'-cap (guanine-N7-)-methyltransferase activity.
CGCACUCGCACACGCAUUUCUGCAGUGCCUCGAAAAAAAAAAAAGAUAGAUGAGUCAACUCGCGUGCCCCAGGACGGAGUCGACUCACCAUAGGCUCCACGAGUUCGCCAAAACCGCCCUCAUCAAGAUCUUCGCCCAUCCUUACGCCAGUGUCUGCGAGUUGUACUGUGGAGGAGGACUGUACAUGGACAAGUGGGACGAAGCCCAAAUUGGUCACUACAUGGGAAUUGAUGUAUCGUCCUCUGGAAUAAGCCAAAUAAGAGAAGCGUGCGAGAGCCAGAGGAAGGCUUAUACUUCUGAGUUUUUUGAGCUAGACCCUUGCUUGGAAAAUAUAGAGAUGCAUUUACAGGAGAAGACCAAUCAAGCUGAUUUAGUGUGCUGCUUGCAGCAUUUGCAGUUGUGCUUCGAAACUGAGGAGAGAGCAAGGAAACUUUUACAGAAUGUGUCAUCUUUGCUGAAACCGGGGGGUUAUUUUUUUGGUAUUACUCCUGACUCAUCUACAAUAUGGGCAAAAUACCAGAAGAAUGUUGAAGCAUACCAUAACAAAAGCAGCAGCAUGAAGCCAAACAUUGUUCCCAAUUGCAUUCGAUCAGAAAGCUACAUGAUCACCUUUGAAGUGGAAGAAGAAAAGUUCCCAUUAUUUGGAAAGAAAUACCAGCUGAAAUUUGCUAGUGAUAUAUCUGGCGAAACCCAUUGCCUGGUUCAUUUUCCAAGUUUCAUCAGGUUGGCAAGAGAAGCUGGUCUUGAGUAUGUCGAGAUUCAAAACUUAACAGAGUUUUAUGAUGAUAACAGGGCCCAAUUUGCAGCCAUGCUAAUGAAUUCUGGUCCAAACCUUGUUGACCCACGGGGGAGACUUCUUCCUCGAUCUUUUGACGUUCUAGGUCUUUAUACCACCUUUAUAUUUCAAAAGCCAGACCCAGAUAUUGCUCCUCCAAUAAUGACCCCUUUAUUGCCGGAGACAAGUUACAAUCAUGAUGAGAGAGAGUGGCAGGGGACUAGCCGGAGAGACGAUGAAAAGAAUGGGCAUACAGAGCCACCACCUCUUGGAUUAGGCAAGAUUAAUGACCAGAAAGGGAUUUUGGGUCCUGGCCCUGCAGAUUUACGUUUUUCAGAGGCACUUUGACCUGAUUGGAAACAAGCAAGAGGGAUUUGGAUGGGGAAGGGAAGCACCAACAUAUUGUGUCGCCACCAAUGCGAACUCAUUUUGUUCAUGUGGUUGUAACAGAUUUGGGGUCCAUCAACCCUUUUUUUUUUUUUUUUUUUGAAUUCAUUUGUAUGUAAUUGUUCCUCUUUUCGAUGGCCUAAGCAUGUGUAUAUGGGUUUUAACUGAAUGAACCAGAGCUUUGACAAAUAUAGUUAAAAAGCCGUUCUCCAUGUGACAGUUAA